AUGCCGGGCGUUCGAGACAUCAGCGCGGAGGCCUUCAUCUCCGCAUACGCAUCCCACCUCAAGCGUUCGGGCAAGCUUGAGGUGCCCACCUGGGUUGACCUUGUCAAAACCGGCUCCUUCAAGGAGCUUGCACCAUACGACCCCGAUUGGUACUACGUCCGCGCAGCCGCCGUUGCAAGACACAUCUACCUCCGGAAAGACGUUGGCAUCGGUGCCCUCACCAAGCUCCACGGUGGCCGCAAUCGCCGCGGUAACCGCCCCUCGCACCACGCAGACGCGUCCGCCUCCGUGCAGCGCAAGAUCUGCCAGUCGCUCGAGAAGAUCGGCGUGCUCGAGCAGACGGAGAACGGCGGUCGCCGUAUCUCCCAGGACGGUCAGCGUGAUCUUGAC
Dichomitus squalens LYAD-421 SS1 is the source of this 390-nucleotide messenger RNA. RefSeq names its product ribosomal protein S19. Gene Ontology annotation, biological process: translation; ribosomal small subunit assembly. Gene Ontology annotation, molecular function: structural constituent of ribosome; RNA binding. The record is from RefSeq and is a predicted model, not a curated record. The annotation marks the transcript as partial. Gene Ontology annotation, cellular component: cytosolic small ribosomal subunit; ribosome. NCBI's taxonomy places the organism in Eukaryota, Fungi, Basidiomycota, Agaricomycetes, Polyporales, Polyporaceae. The transcript has 3 exons.